Messenger RNA from Tauraco erythrolophus (red-crested turaco), 936 nucleotides. The record is from RefSeq and is a predicted model, not a curated record. Lineage: Eukaryota; Metazoa; Chordata; Aves; Musophagiformes; Musophagidae.
CCUCGGCUGUCGCUGCAGGACAUGAACAGGGAGGUGGUGAAGACCGACUGUGCCACGGUGCAGAUUCCAGAGCUGGACUUUGAGAUCCCUGCUUUCUCCCAGAAGGGAGUCCUUACCACCAUCGAAGGGAUAAUUGACAGAGCCAUCGCGGGCCUGGAGCAGGACCAGCCUGUCCGCAGGGCGGCAGAUGAGGAAGUGGCAAGGAAAAUCGAUGAGUUUAUUGGUAAACUAAAGCAGCUGAAGGAAGUGCAUUCCCCCUUCACCUUUGUCCUAGACGACCCCUCGGGGAACAGCUUUGUGGAGAACCCUCGCGCGCCGCAGAAGGAUGAUGCGCUGGUGGUCACGCGCUACAGGAGGACUCCCCAGCAGGCUGCUCUGCUGGGACUGGAGGGAGAGGAGCUGGAUGAGAAGCCAGCUGAUCCUGCGGAGGAUCUGAGGAAUGAGGUUCUGCAGUUCAACACCAACUGCCCUGAGUGCAACGCUCCAGCUAACACCAACAUGAAGUUAGUGCAAAUCCCACACUUCAAGGAAGUGAUUAUCAUGGCCACAAACUGUGACUCCUGUGGGCACAGAACAAACGAGGUGAAGUCCGGCGGAGCGAUCGAGCCGCAAGGCACCAGGAUUACCCUUCGGAUUACAGACCCUUCUGACAUGACGAGGGAUAUCCUAAAGUCGGAGACGUGCAGCGUGGAGAUCCCAGAGCUGGAGUUUGAGCUGGGGAUGGGCGCGCUCGGAGGGAAGUUCACCACGCUGGAAGGGCUGCUGAAGGACAUCGGGGAGCUGGUGGAGAGGAACCCCUUCACUCUGGGGGACAGCUCCACGCCCAGCAGAACGGAAAAGCUGCAGGAGUUCGUCAGGAAGCUGCACGAGAUCAUGGAGGGAAAGAUGCAGGCUCACUUCGUCAUGGAUGACCCUGCAGGCAACAGCUACCUUCAG